Misgurnus anguillicaudatus (oriental weatherfish) is the source of this 1017-nucleotide messenger RNA. RefSeq names its product troponin T type 2a (cardiac) (gene tnnt2a). Gene Ontology annotation, molecular function: troponin I binding; tropomyosin binding; troponin C binding. NCBI's taxonomy places the organism in Eukaryota, Metazoa, Chordata, Actinopteri, Cypriniformes, Cobitidae. The record is from RefSeq and is a predicted model, not a curated record. Gene Ontology annotation, biological process: regulation of muscle contraction; cardiac muscle contraction; sarcomere organization. Gene Ontology annotation, cellular component: troponin complex.
AAACAAAGUUGUUUGUUUGUUUGUUUACUGAACUGCAUGGUUUGGCUUAGAGGUUCAAGAGGAGGAACAAGAGGAGGUUCAGGAGGAGGUGCAGCAUGAUGGAGAGGCUCCAGAAGAGGAAGCAGAGGCUCUAGAAGAGAUCAUACAAGAACAGGACGGUGAAGAUGAGACAGAAGACGGAGGAGAGGAGGCUAAACGUAAAAUCCUUAAGCCUUUUGUGUUGCCAAACCUGGUGCCCCCAAAGAUUCCAGAUGGAGAAAAAGUUGAUUUUGAUGAUAUCCACCGUAAGCGCAUGGAGAAGGACCUGAACGAGCUCCAGACACUCAUAGAAGUUCACUUUGAAAGCCGUAAGAAGGAAGAAGAAGAACUGAUCAGCCUUAAAGAACGAAUUGAGAAACGGCGUUCGGAGCGGGCAGAGCAGCAUAGGAUCCGGAGCGAGCGUGAGAAGGAACGUCAGAAGCGUUUGGAGGACGAAAGAGCUCGGAAGGAGGAAGAAGAGGCCAAAAAGAGGGCGGAGGACGAUGCCAAAAAAAAGAAGACGCUUACCAGUUUGCACUUUGGUGGCUACAUGCAAAAGACGGACCGGCGGGGUGGAAAGAAACAGACUGAGAGAGAGAAGAAAAAGAAGAUUCUUGGUGAUCGUCGCAAACCUCUGGACAUUAGCAAUGCCACUGAAUCUGUUCUCAGGGAAAAAGUCACAGAACUCUGGACUUGGAUGCGUGAACUAGAAGCAGAGAAAUUUGAGUUAGAGUAUGAGUUUAACAAACAGAAAUAUGAGAUCAACGUCCUGAGGAACAGAGUCAGUGACCACCAGAAAACGUCAAAGAGAACCAAGAGAGGCCUGAGGAAGUGAACCUGUAUUGAAGAGCUGAACUCCUCACUAACCCACAGAGAGCUGCAUAUACUUUACCCAAAAUAAUUAACGUUAAAUUGAAUAUCGUAAUUUAUAAAAAACCCAAUGUUAAAAUAAUUGUCUGUCUGGGACACACACAUAUAUAUACAUACACGCACAGAAAA